CUCCAGCCUGGGCGACAGAGCAAGACUCCAUCUAAACAAAAACAAAAACAAAAACAAAAAACCUCAGAAACAAAUAGGUAUUAUUCUUCAGGAUGGUCAGUGUUCUCUUCCAGAAAAGCUGGGCAAACAUUUGAGGAAUUCUCUAGUGGUGCUGGCUUCUGAACCAGUUUUUUAACUAUAUGAGAAAACAACUCUUGUUUUUAUCACUGCGUCAUGGUAUAUUGGAAAAAGGAAUGUUUCCGUGUCAGUCAGAGCUGGGUUUGAAUCCUACCAGGCUCUGCUCCUUAUUGGCAAACUUGAGCCAGUCAGCUAACCUCUCUGAGCUACUGUUUCCUCAUCUGUAAAAUGGGCAUUAAACAAUACUUAUCUCAGAGAAUUGCUGUGAGGAUUAAAGAAAUAACACAUGUAAAAGAUCCAGCAUAGUACUUGACCCACAGUAGGCACUCAAUGCAUUUUUGCUUUUCCUUCCUCAAAUGGCUUCCUGUACACAAUGGCUUAGAUUCCCUUCUAAAACAAAUCAAAGCAGGAUUUUAUUAGUAUAAGUGUUGCUUAAAGCUCACGUGUAUAACAUUUGUCUAUUGUAAACUGUUCACUGAGAGCCAUAAGGUGUCUGGAUGAACUUAGCCUUUUGAAAAUGGAUGUUGUAGUCUUGGAUUAUUUUCCCCAUUCAUACAAAUCAAAUAAAGCAUUCAUGGGACCCCUGACAGCCCUCCAAAGAAGCCCAAGGCUCUGUGACACAAGUGGAAACCCCCUGCACUGCCUGCAGCAGGCCCCUGAUAUGGUGCUUCUGCCGCACCUGGAGGGGAGAGCUCCUUACCCUAGUGGUGCCCAACCCCUUAGUUCAGGCUGGAAUCCAGCACCAAAUCACAGUGUUGGAGCAGGCAGAGACAUCAUGGCUAUUUAGUCCCCUGGUUUAAAAAAGCUUUUCCUUAGGUAGCAGAAUCCCUUCUUCCAAAUUUUAAACAGAACCCCAGCGUGUCAAACAGAGAGAGCAAAGGGGUUCCCGUGGAUAAGUCAGGGAUUCAGGGCAGGUGACAUGGUGACAGUCCCUAAGGGAUUUGUUCCUCGAAGCUCUGCUUGAUCCCUGUGCCAAGGCCUUGGCACAGCCCUUCAGUGCUACAGUGGAGGAAACAGGCCCAAGGAGCUGAGGACUCUGGGCCAAGGUCACCCAGAGGAGGCCCUUUGGUUAGCAGAGGUCAGCUCCAGAGAGAGGAGGACACAGGACACAAUGGUGUGCUGGCCGGUGAGGUGUUGGGAGAGGCCAGAGCGUGGAAUAGAGAUGGGGUGGAGAAACUGAGGACAGAGGUGAGGUGGGAGGACAGGAAGGAAAGGCACACAAGCAGACAUGGUGUCUGGGAAAGGACAAGGGGGAUUCCCAAGGACAGGGCCUCAAAAGACAUAUUCGGCCUAAUUCAAAUAUUGCAUGGGUCAUGCUUAUACCAAAAAUUAUUCCUUUUUGUUUGAAAUUCAGAUUUAACUGGGCAUCUGGUAUUUUUCCUGGCAACUCACCUCCAGUCUCUCUUCCUCCCUGCCUUCCAAUCCAUACUGUCACAGAGUCCCACCGGAUGAGCCUAUUACAGUGGUGGUUUGAGCCUCCUGAUUGAGUAAUUUUGGAGUUCUGACCUGGUAGUGGAAUGCGUGGGCAGACUGUCUGGGAAGUGGGCAGCCUCACAAUGACUCUCUGGGAGGCCUGUGCCACUCCUCGAAGGUUCUGCUGAGAAGGGCCUGAACAUUCCGGCCACUGUCCCAUUGUUGUUUCCAGCAGCAGCAGCAGCAGCAGAGACUGAGACGAGAACCUUUCCUUCUGUGGAUAAAGCUCUCCACCACCGGAGAGCUAGCCAUCAGUAAUGCUGAGGACACCUACAGCUCCGAGGAGACCGUGGACCAUCAGCCUGUCCACCUGAGGGUCAUGGACACUGCAGACCUGGACACCCCCAGGAACUGUGAGCGCUACCUGAACUGGGCCCAUGCCUUCCUGGUGGUGUAUAGCGUCGACAGCCGCCAGAGCUUCGAUAGCAGCAGCAGCUACCUGGAGCUGCUUGCCUUGCACGCGAAGGAGACACAGCGCAGCGUCCCUGCCCUGCUGUUAGGCAACAAGCUGGACAUGGCUCAGUACAGACAUCCGACCUACGCAAGAGCCAGUCUUCUUUUUCCUCCCACCUCGAUUCCCAUGGCUUUCAGGCAAGUCACCAAGGCAGAGGGUGUGGCUUUGGCAGGCAGGUUUGGGUGCCUGUUUUUCGAGGUCUCUGCCUGUCUGGACUUUGAGCACGUGCAGCACGUCUUCCAUGAGGCAGUUCGAGAGGCACGGCGGGAGCUGGAGAAGAGCCCCCUGACCCGGCCCCUCUUCAUCUCCGAGGAGAGGGCCCUGCCCCACCAGGCCCCACUCACCGCCCGACAUGGGCUGGCCAGCUGCACCUUCAACACACUCUCCACUGUCAGCCUGAAGGAGAUGCCCACCGUGGCCCAGGCCAAGCUGGUCACCGUGAAGUCAUCCCGGGCCCAGAGCAAGCGCAAGGCGCCUACCCUGACCCUCCUGAAGGGCUUCAAGAUCUUCUGAGGACCCUUCCCCAGGAACCCCAGGCUCGGUGGGUGGACAGGACUGCAGCGGGGCAGGGGCUGGCUUCUCACCACCGGCUUUUCCCUCUGAUGGACAGCAGACCCCACCUCCAGCACCAAGCAGUGUCCCUACACUCAGUUCACUGUGUGAGCUGCAGUGGCAGGCAGGAAUGCUGCUUCUGUUCCCUCCAGGCCUUGGUCUUCAUGGUAACCACCGCAUCUGUGGCCCUGGAGGGAAACAGCCACUGUGACAACCCAGAGACCUGGGUUCAGCCUUAAGUAGGAAGAAAUUGCAGUGUCCAUCCUGCUGCCAUCAGCCCUUCCUGCUCCAGCUACAGUUGGGCCAGCUGUGGCCCUUAGUGGACGGUCUAGGUGGAUAGCUCUGUCAAUGUCAGGCCCGGGAACCUGCAGAAUGACAGCCCUGGGGUCCUUGCGCCACCUGGUGGACGGGAAAGGCAGGGCGGCUGCCAUUUCAGAGGCCAGAGCCUGGCCCUCCUGUCAUCUGCUGACUUCACAGAAGGCCCAGGCUACAAACCCCACAGUUUAUUCAAGGAAUUCACAGAAGGCCCAGGCUAUAAACCCCACAGUUUAUUCAAGGAAAUCUAGUUAAAAUAAUCCAAUGGACAGCCUGGGCGGGGCGAAGAAGCCCCAGGAAGGGGUAUUUCCAACACUUGAUGUCUCAAUGAGGAUAAAAGGGAGGGGGCUGUGGGUUGUCCAAUGUAAGGAGCCCCAGAGUUCUUUCACCAGCAGACAGAUUCCCCAUGUGUCUUCCCACUGUUAAGGACUCUCCAAAGAACCUCAGGACCAGCUCCGUCAAGUUUAAUGAUCCAGGCUGCAGAAGAAAGUUGUCACUCCAGUGAGUUACCCAGGGCUCCAGGGAGCCCACAGCAGCAUCAGACCCAUCCAGGGGCUACAGGGCCUGCCCCCUUGCAGGUGGAAACACAGUAUACCCGUUUGUCGUCUGGUUUGGCAGGACCCAGGACCCUCAGCAAUGAGUCUGAGUGUUCAAAGCCCACUUUAGAACCUAAAGCAUUUUGGGUUAAUAAAGCAAAUUUUUGCAUAUGUUAUUUGGUGGUGUCACCGCAGCUUAUACCAGGACACCAUGGCUCAGACAUGGGAUCAGGCCACUCCUUUCAGAUCCCACCGUUGGCAAGAAAAGGCUCUCCAAGGCAGGCAGCGUGGUAGUUGUCUGAUUUUGUUUACCACACGCCAGGUCCAAGGGAAGUCUUGCACAGACUCUUAGCAGACAAGCAGGGAAAGGAGAGGGCCCUGGUGGCUGGAAGGAUUGGGAAGGGGAUUCUGGGCCUGGAAGCCUGCUUCUUCCCCUCUCAGCAGUCUCAGGACUGCUGUUGUAUUGCAAACAGUAUCUCUGACCCAGUUUUCAGUCUCAUUCUGUAAAUAGAGGAGCUGAGGUCAGAGCGGGGCUGUGAACUACUCAAGACCACAUGCUUGGAGUCCUAGCCAGGCUUCCCGACCCACAGGCCAGCUACGGAUUUUGCACUUUUGCUCCAGGCCACUUGUGUGUGUAUGUGUGUGUGUACCACUGCCAUGUGAACAAACUAUGCAAUACCACCUGCUCACUUCCAGGAGCAUUUUAAUAAAAGAUUUUUUUUAAUAACAGAA
This is a messenger RNA of Cercocebus atys (sooty mangabey), 4179 nucleotides long. RefSeq names its product RAS-like, family 12 (gene RASL12). NCBI's taxonomy places the organism in Eukaryota, Metazoa, Chordata, Mammalia, Primates, Cercopithecidae. The transcript has 6 exons. The record is from RefSeq and is a predicted model, not a curated record. Gene Ontology annotation, molecular function: GTPase activity; GTP binding. Bases 1910 to 2557 code for a protein of 215 amino acids.